This is a messenger RNA of Phaeoacremonium minimum UCRPA7, 483 nucleotides long. RefSeq lists its product as hypothetical. Bases 1 to 483 code for a protein of 160 amino acids. Lineage: Eukaryota; Fungi; Ascomycota; Sordariomycetes; Togniniales; Togniniaceae. The record is from RefSeq and is a predicted model, not a curated record. The transcript is spliced from 2 exons.
AUGGCAACCUCUACCACCUCUGCCUUCCCUCUCGCUACUCUCGACCCGUACACCGGCGGACAGGAUGCUCCCCCAGGAACUGCCAACUCUGGCUCAUCGGGCGGAGGUGAUGAUGCUGGUGCAUCGGGAGGCACCUCUGGGGCUGUUGAGAUAUCUCAUGGUGCCAUGGCAGCCAUCAUUGUAGUAGUCGUCGUCGUUGGUCUCCUUGGAAUUGCCUCAGCUGUACUCUUCUACGUUGCUAAGAAGAGAGAGUGGAAAGUGCGGGAGACUCUGCGAAGAUCAGCCAGGAAGGUCGUGACGGCACUUACGCCACGACGAAGCGAGUUCCCGAAGUCAGUCAAGGAGGGUUCAUCAAGAGGUCGAAGCGGACGUGUGAGGCUCGACGACGUGCCGCCUACCCCACGCCUUAAGCCUGAGGAUCUCGAGAAAGGGCUCGCCCAGGCGGAGGUAAAGAGCAAGUUCAAAAUGCCUCGCCGCAAGUAG